CUCCGCGGACACCUCCUCCACGCCGACGGGGGGCAGUGUGGCUCUUUAGGAGAAGAAAACCUCCUUCCUCUCUCCUUCUAAAGGAGAGAUGUUCAUGUUUUGACUGUGAGGGGAAGAUUUUGCUGAUUACACAAUCGUGUUUCUUUUUUUAAUUUGAGAAAUGUUGGCGUUGAACUCUUUGCGGAUUACGUGCUCGUCCAGGGCUUGGCUGACGACAGGAAGACAGACUGUUUACAAAGCUGUUACAUGUUCAGGGCACUGCAUGUCCAUCAGCCCCACCAAGGAGGACACAUGGCAAAGCAACAUGAACUUUGUAGCAGUGGGGAAGGGUAGACUACCCAAACCUGUUGGUUCAUACAGGACUUACUGCACAGGUCAAGUUAGUCUGAACUGCUGGAAGUGCGAUGAGCCUCUUUACAAAUCACCUGCAUUCUUCUGUAUGUCAUGCAAAGUAGUCCAGCCCGCUGAAGCAGGCACUUCCUUCUUUAAAAUCAUGGACUGUGACUACACAUUCACACUGGACACACAAAAGCUGCAGAGGAGAUACUUGCAGCUCCAGAGGUCUCUCCAUCCAGACAACUUCAGCCAGAAAUCUGUGAAAGAACAGGAGUACUCAGAAAGCCAGUCGGCUCUUGUGAACAAAGCAUACAAGACUCUGCUUAAGCCUUUGAGUCGUGGUCUUUAUAUGCUGGAGCUGCAGGGGAUGCGUAUAGAGGAGGGCACGGACUCUGGGGCCGACUCAGAGUUUCUGAUGGAGCUGAUGGAAAUUAAUGAAGCCGUUGAUGAAGCGCAGAGUCCAGAAGAAGCCAACAAGAUUGGCCAAGACAUGAAAGAGAAACUGGCAGAGUUGACAGGGAAGAUAGACGCUGCCCUCCUUAAAGGAGAGCUUCAGGCUGCCAAAGCACUGCUCGCCCAAAUGAAAUACUAUGCAAACAUAGACGAGAAAGUGAAGGAAAAACUUUCUGACUUCAUGUAAUUAUUCACCAGUGCAGUGUCACUUUAUUGGAUCAUUUUAACAACUUCUACAAAGUUUUGCACAGAGGAACAAAUUAUUUCACAUUUGUAUUUAAAUUAUGUUAAUGUAUUGUUCAAGUGGAAUAAUAAAAGUUUCCUUGUAAUCCAUUAUA
Notolabrus celidotus (New Zealand spotty) is the source of this 1127-nucleotide messenger RNA. RefSeq names its product HscB mitochondrial iron-sulfur cluster cochaperone (gene hscb). The transcript is spliced from 6 exons. Gene Ontology annotation, biological process: [2Fe-2S] cluster assembly; protein complex oligomerization. Gene Ontology annotation, cellular component: mitochondrion. NCBI's taxonomy places the organism in Eukaryota, Metazoa, Chordata, Actinopteri, Labriformes, Labridae. The record is from RefSeq and is a predicted model, not a curated record. The coding region runs from base 161 to 976 and encodes 271 amino acids. Gene Ontology annotation, molecular function: ATPase activator activity; protein-folding chaperone binding.